CGCGCACCCCCGCGUAUGAACGCGCGCGCGCGCCCACCGCACCCGCGCACACGCAGCAACAGCCCAUGGCCGCCGAGCCCGGGGCGCUGGCGUUGCACGAAUCCGCGAGGGCACUUGCGGCCUCGGUGCAGCCGCAGGUGGCCGCCGUGCUCUUCGUGUCCGCGGCGUGCACGGUGGCGCUCGCCGCCCUCCUGGCCGUGCUGCGGCUGCGCCCGCCGUGGUGGUGCGCGUGCCCCGUCUGCGAGGCCUACCUGACGGCGUCGUGGGCCGGCGAGUUCGACAACCUCUGCGACUGGUACGCGCACCUGCUGCGCGCCUCGCCGGCGCAGACCGUGCACGUCCACGUCCUCCGGAACGUGCUCACCGCCAACCCGGCCACCGUCGACCACAUGCUGCGCGCCCGCUUUGACAACUACCCCAAGGGCGCGCCCUUCUCGGCCAUCCUCGCCGACUUCCUCGGCCGCGGGAUCUUCAACGUCGACGGGGACGCGUGGCUCUUCCAGCGCAAGCUCGCCGCGGCCGAGCUCGCCUCGCCGGCGCUGCACGCCUUCGCCGUGCGUGUCGUGGCCUCCGAGCUGCGGGGCCGGCUCGCCCCCCUGCUCGACUCUGCCUCCCGGGAGGGCAGGGGCCGGGUGCUCGAUCUGCAGGACGUGUUCCGCCGCUUCGCCUUCGACUGCAUAUGCAAGAUCUCUUUCGGGCUCGACCCCGGCUGCCUCGAGCUGUCGAUGCCGGUGUCGUCGUUCGAGAACGCGUUCGACGUGGCCUCCACGCUCUCCGCCAGGCGCGCCACCGUGCCCAUGCAGAUCAUCUGGAGGCUCAAGCGCUUCUUCAGCUUGGGGGACGAGAGGAAGCUCCGGGACGCGGUGCGCCUCGUCGACAGGCUCGCCGAGGAGGUCAUCCGGCAGCGCCGCAAGCUCGGCGGCGUAGCCUCGGGCAGCGACCUCCUGUCGCGCUUCAUGGGUUCCAUCAACGACGACAAGUACCUCCGCGACAUCGUCGUCAGCUUCAUGCUCGCCGGCCGCGACACCGUCGCCUCGGCGCUAACCGCCUUCUUCCUGCUCCUCUCCGAUCACCCGGAGGUCGCCGCGGCCAUCCGGGACGAGGUCGCCCGCGUCGCCGGCGACGCCGACCGGCUCACGGCCUCCACCUUCCACAAGCUCAAGGGCAUGCACUACGUGCACGCGGCACUGUACGAGAGCAUGCGGCUGUUCCCGCCGGUGCAGUUCGACUCCAAGUUCGCCGCCGGCGACGACAAGCUCCCGGACGGCACGGCCGUGGCGAAGGGCACCCGGGUCACCUACCACGCCUACGCCAUGGGCCGCAUGGAGUCCGUGUGGGGCCCCGACUGCGGCGAGUUCCGGCCCGAGCGCUGGCUCCGGGACGGCCGGUUCGUCCCGGAGAGCCCGUACCGGUACCCCGUCUUCCAGGGCGGCGCGCGCGUGUGCAUCGGCAAGGAGCUGGCCCUCAUGGAGAUGAAGGCCGUCAUCGUCGCCGUGGUCCGGAGCUUCGACGUCGAGGCGAUCGAGCGGAGCUCCCGGCGGCCCAGGUUCGCGCCGGGGCUGACCGCCACGUUCGCGGGCGGGGUACCGGUGCGAGUGCGCCGGCGAGCACGUGAGAGCGGGGACGGCCCGCCAAUCUGACGAAACGGAAUAAAAAACUGUUGGUGUCAUCACGAUUCUCCCCCCUCAACUUUGCCUGCCAUCAUCUUUCCCGUCCCAUAUUCAAAACGGAAUAUCGCAUUGGGGGGGGGGGGUGCUAGAUUAUGUGACGCGCCUGUAAUCCAGUGCCUGUCGAUUGUCAGCGAUGACUCCGUGGCCACUCGCCCCCGCCGGUGAUGUGAGUGCGCCGGCGCUCGGCCGCACGGAGCAGCCGCAGACGAUUAGUCAGUCUUCCAUCGUCUCCACUUGAGCUACUACUAGUAGAUUGGUAGUAAUGGCAAUAGAUUCCUAGAAUUGAUCGGAA
This is a messenger RNA of Panicum virgatum (switchgrass), 1962 nucleotides long. RefSeq names its product cytochrome P450 94C1-like. The record is from RefSeq and is a predicted model, not a curated record. Gene Ontology annotation, molecular function: monooxygenase activity; iron ion binding; heme binding. Bases 66 to 1640 code for a protein of 524 amino acids. Lineage: Eukaryota; Viridiplantae; Streptophyta; Magnoliopsida; Poales; Poaceae. The transcript has a single exon.